Penicillium salamii is the source of this 2439-nucleotide messenger RNA. The record is from the annotation of a GenBank genome assembly. NCBI's taxonomy places the organism in Eukaryota, Fungi, Ascomycota, Eurotiomycetes, Eurotiales, Aspergillaceae.
AUGACCGUUCAGGCGAGGCGCCAUUCCGCCGCGUACAAGGCCCCAUCGCCCUAUAAUACCCGCGAUGCAGACGUCGAAAAACAACCCAGUGCAGGCCGUCACACCUUCCGCCACCACCCAAGCGAUGAUUCCGACGACGAUUCGCUGGACGAACCCAACGUCGCGGCCUCAUACCCUCCGCCCCUCGUAGCGGGCGGGAGUCUUCGUCGUCCCGGAGGUGUCGUCGGAUUCCGCGUCCCCCAGCGGAUCAUGCGGUGGCUCUGUUUCGCCCUCUUCGCCGCCCUGGUCGUAUUCAUCUUGACCCUCUUCCGAUUCACUCUCUCCGCAUCGGUGUCGCAAGUCACCGUCGAUUUACCGAAGGUCGUCGCUGCCAAACCACCCCAAUGGGAGAGCUUCCCAUUCCUCAAUCGCUACGAGGGCGGCAUCUCUGCCUUGGUCGCGCGGUCGAGUAAUAUCCCUGAAUACCCCGGUGAUGGCUCCGAGGACUUCACUGUGCGACCGGAAGCCGACGACGAGAAGCAGGAGGCACAAAAGCAGGAACAACCCAAGGCCAAGAGGGAAAAGGACCUGCACCCAAACAUGGCCAGUAGUGUGUUCAACCCUUAUCCCGACUAUGAGUCACCGGAAUACAUCCAAAAAUAUGGUCAGAAGCGCGAGUGUUUCCUCAACCCGGAGAACACGCUGCGCGUCCCCUCUGUUCAGAGUUACCCAGGUGUCCCCAAUGGCUUCCCGGAGCCGGCCAUGGGCUCGAACACCAUUCUGGGAAUCCGUGAUGAUAUGUGUUUCGAUCGGUUUGGUCGAUUGGGCCCGUACGGCUUUGGCUACGGGGCAAAGAAGGGAGGCUCUGGCGCUGGACUGGAUGGCCAUCGUGACGGUGCCGAUCGUGUUUGGGAGGAUGUGCCGCCUGUGGACUUCCGCACGGUGGAUUGGGCUGGCGCUCAGAACCGCUGUCACGCGGCUAAUCGCCACCGCUUCAAUGAACUGCCUGAGCCUCGUCUCAACCGUUUCGUUUCCAUGCCUAUGGGUGUUCCCAAGGUGAACAUUCCACCACCCGCGGAGGAUAUUCGUCAAGAACCACCUCAAGUUGGCUCUGAGAAGGUGUCUCGUACUGCAGUGGUGAUCCGUACCUGGCAUGACUUCAAUUACACCCCGGAGGACAUCAUGUACAUGCGCUCUAUUAUCUCAGAGCUCUCACUCAUGUCUGGCGGAGAGUACACCAUUCAUUUCCUCGUCCACGUCAAGAACACCGACUUGCAGAUUUGGUCGGAUGAUGAGACCUACCAACGGGUGCUCCGAGACUCGUUGCCUGAAGAGUUCCGUGGCAUGGGAACCCUGUGGUCAGAGCCCCAGAUGGCCCUCAUGUAUCCCGGGCUAGAGGAGACAUGGAUGCGAGAUUUGCCGAUCCAUGGUGUAUACCGCAGCACAUACAUGCCUAUGCAGUACUUCGCCUUCCAACACCCCGAGUAUGACUACUUCUGGAACUGGGAAAUGGACGCACGUUACACAGGCCACUGGUACCACCUCUUCGACAAGGUUGGCGAAUGGGCCAAGAAGCAGCCACGCAAGGGUCUCUGGGAACGUAAUGCUCGUUUCUACGUCCCCUCUGUUCACGGAUCAUGGGAGGACUUCCGACAGAUGGUCCGCGUGCAAACAGAGAGUGGCACUAACUCCGUGAACAACAUGUGGAGCGCCGCUAAGGGCGGAGACCCCAAUGUGCGGAGUUCAAUGCACCAGCAAGGCGACAGGUCUAUCUGGGGCCCUGAACGCCCCGACGAACGGGAUAUCUUCGAAGUCGAGGGCGAGGGAAUUCCGCCCACCAGCAUGGACAAGGACCAAUACCAAUGGGGCGUUGGCGAAGACGCAGACUUGGUUGUUUUCAACCCGCUCUACGACCCUGAAGGCACGACCUGGCUUCUUCGGGAUGAUGUUACCGGAUACAACAGAGAGAAGGGCAUGCCACCGCGGCGCACGGCCAUUAUCACCGCGUCCCGUAUCUCCAAGAAGCUGCUCACAACCAUGCACCGCGAAUGUGCCCUCAAGCGCCACAGUAUGUUCUCGGAGAUGUGGCCCGCCACCACGGCGCUGCACCACGGGUUCAAGGCUGUCUUCGUCCCGCACGCUGUCUAUGUCGACCGCCGCUGGCCCACCCGAUACUUGGAGUCAGUCUUCAAUGCUGGCCGCAAUGGUGCCUCAGGUGGUGCGCGCACAUCCAUCUUCGGCGAUCGCGAACAUAACUUCCGCGGUACUACCUGGUUCUAUUCCGCCGGCUUCUCGCCCAACCUCUGGCGUCGCUGGCUCGGUCUUCGUGUCGACAAUGACGGAGGGGAGCAGCGCGAGCUUGCCGGCGAAGGUCGCAUGUGCCUUCCUCCUAUGCUUCUGCAUCCGGUCAAAGAAGUAAAGAUGAUCAUCGAUGACGGAGAGCAUGCGGAAGAUCGCUGA